GGUAGCUUCAGUAGCAUCACCAGGAGCUGCAGCAGCAUCACAGAGAAACGGUUCAUAGUUCUCAUAAGAUUUCCAUUUUCUAUUUUCAAAACGUCGUACGCAAUGAGAGGGGACCGCGGCCGGGGACGGGGAGGCCGCUUCGGCUCCCGCGGAGGGCUGGUCCAGGGGUACCGACCGUUUGUCCCACACAUCCCGUUUGAUUUUUAUGUGUGUGAGAUGGCGUUCCCCCGCGUGAAGCCUGCGCCCGAUGAGACGGCGUUCAGCGAGUGUCUGCUGAAGAGGAACCAGGACCUGAGCCCCACUCCUGCAGAGCAGUCCGCCAUCCUGUCGCUGGUCACAAAGAUCAACAACGUCAUCGACAACCUGAUUGUGGCCCCGGGAAACUUUGAAGUGCAAAUUGAAGAAGUGCGUCAGGUGGGCUCCUACAAGAAGGGAACCAUGACGACGGGACACAACGUGGCCGACCUGGUCGUGAUCCUCAAGAUCCUCCCGACAUUGGAGGCCGUCGCUGCUCUAGGCAACAAAGUGGUGGAGUCCCUCCGGACACAAGACGCCGCGGAAGUGCUGUCCAUGCUGACCAAUGAGACGGGCUUUGAGGUCAGUUCAGCUGACUCCACGGUCAAGAUCCUCAUCACCACCGUGCCGCCCAACCUGCGCAAGCUGGACCCCGAGCUUCACCUGGACAUCAAGGUGCUGCAGAGCGCUCUGGCUGCCAUCCGCCACGCCCGCUGGUUUGAGGAGAACGCCUCCCAGUCCACGGUCAAAGUGCUGAUCCGCCUCCUGAAGGACCUGAGGCUGCGCUUCCCCGGCUUUGAGCCCCUCACCCCCUGGAUCCUGGACCUGCUGGGCCACUCUGCCGUGAUGAACAACCCGUCCAGGCAGCCCCUGUCCCUGAACGUGGCCUACAGGCGCUGCAUGCAGAUGCUGGCUGCCGGCCUCUUCCUGCCCGGCUCCGUGGGCAUCACUGACCCGUGUGAGAGCGGGAACUUCAGAGUGCACACGGUGAUGACGCUGGAGCAGCAGGACAUGGUGUGUUUCACAGCUCAGACUCUGGUGAGGGUGCUCUCCCACGGAGGCUUCAGGAAGGUCCUCGGCCUGGAGGGCGACGCCAGCUACUUGACGACCGAGAUGUCCACCUGGGACGGCGUGAUCGUCACGCCGUCAGAGAAGGCCUACGAGAAGCCGCCAGAGAGGAAGGAAGAGGAGGAGGAGGCGGCUCUGGAGGAGGGAGGGGAUGUGGAGGCAGAGGAAGAGAGCAUGGAGACCCAGGAAUGAGGAGUGGCCCUGAACAAACAGCAGCAGGGGCCACGGCCCACCUGGAGGAGCCUCUGGUCGUCCACUUGUCCGGUUUUAAUUUUUUUAGAUUUGACUUCCUCAUUGUCAUAGUAACGUCCUGAAUUAAACCUUUGUUUUUGUAUUUAA
Molecule: messenger RNA, 1422 nt
Organism: Pseudoliparis swirei
Lineage: Eukaryota; Metazoa; Chordata; Actinopteri; Perciformes; Liparidae
Gene: ilf2
Product: interleukin enhancer binding factor 2
Exons: 15
Coding region: 103-1275 (390 amino acids)
Source: RefSeq, a predicted model, not a curated record